CAAACACAGUUCAGCGCCACACGCUCGGAGCAGAGACCCGCAGCUGUCCGUCCGACACGAAACAAACUCUGCUGACUGGAAGAAGACUCUGAACUCUGCUCUUAAGAAGUCUUUACCUGCGUACACCUGAGAAGGAAAGGCCUCAAGUCUCGCGUGAAGUGCAUCUCCCGCGGUCUCUUCUGCUUGGCGUGAGCUAGCUUAGCCUGUUAGCCUAGCAGGACAACCACUCACCCGUGUCCGUCCGUGCGGGACUCUUUUUGUUUACCCUCAGGAGCGGAGACAAACCCACGGAGCUGCACCAGAACUGAUCCAGACCUUGAGUUGAACCCGCAGCUGCACGAUCCGGAUCCGAACUCGACUUUUGCACGUCAAGUUUCAACAAAACGGCAACAAAACACAACCUGCAAAACAAGGAAGUGUGAAUGAACUUUGCUGCCAGCUAGCACCUAGCCGUCCCUGCAGCUGAGAGGGGUUAUAUGCAGAGUCCUGCAGAGUCUCAUGUUGAUUAUCUGUGGGAAACAAAUCAUCUUCUAGUUGAUAUUCUGACUGUUAUCUACCGGAAACAGUCUGCUGCUGUUGUUUCUUUUAUCCUUAAACUUAUAAAAGAGUAAAAACAAAGAUGAUUCCGGAUAAAGCGCCGAAGGAAAACGUCUUCCACGGGUCUGAAGACCUGAAGGAAGAGGCUCACAUCUCCAGCUUUGAGAAAUAUAAAGAGCUCUACCUGAGAUCUAUAGAGAACCCCGAUGAGUUCUGGGGAGACAUCGCCAAAGACUUCUUCUGGAAGACCAAACACACGGGUCCGUUCCUCGACUACAACUUCGACGUGACCAAAGGAGAAAUAUUCAUCAAGUGCAUGGACGGCGCCACCACCAACAUCUGCUACAACGUGCUCGACCGCAACGUCCACGAGAGGAAACUGGGCGAGAGAGUGGCCUUCCACUGGGAAGGCAACGAGCCCGGGGACGAGCUGACGGUGACGUACAGAGAGCUGCUGCAGAGGGUCUGCCAGUUUGCAAACGUGCUGAAGUCUCAGGGAGUGAAGAAGGGCGACCGCGUGUCCAUCUACAUGCCCAUGGUGGUGGACCUGGUGGUCGCCAUGUUGGCCUGCGUCCGCAUCGGAGCGGUUCACUCCAUAGUGUUUGCUGGUUUCUCUUCAGAGUCUCUGUGCGAGAGGAUCAUGGACUCUCAGUGCUCGCUGCUCAUCACAGCAGAUGGUUUCUAUCGGGGAGAUAAGCUGAUCAACCUGAAGCUCUUAGCUGAUGAAGCGAUGCAGAAAUGCAGAGACAAGGGUUUCCCAAUAAAGAGAUGCAUAAUGUUGAAACAUCUGUCUAAAGACGUUGAAGAGUCUCCGCUGGGCUCUCAGUCUCCUCCGGCCAAACGCACCUGUCCUGACCUGCAGCAGGAGAAACAGUCAGGCAGAGUAAAGAAAACACGUCCUGUUCCGCAGGUGCCGUGGAACCCCGAGGUGGACUUGUGUUGGCACGAUCUCGUCAGAGGAGCGUCGGACGAGUGUGAACCCGAGUGGUGCGAGUCUGAAGACCCGCUCUUCAUCCUCUACACCAGCGGCUCCACCGGCAAACCAAAGGGCGUCCUCCACACAGUCAGCGGCUACAUGCUCUACACCGCCUCCACCUUCAAACUGGUGUUCGACCACCAGCCUGACGACGUCUACUGGUGCACGGCGGACAUCGGCUGGAUCACCGGACACUCGUACAUCACGUACGGACCGCUGGCUAACGGCGCCACCAGCGUCCUGUUCGAGGGCCUGCCUACUUACCCAGACGUGAGCCGCAUGUGGGAGAUAGUGGACAAAUACAGCGUGACCAAGUUCUACACGGCUCCGACCGCCAUCAGGCUGCUGAUGAAGUACGGCAGCGAGCCGGUGCAGAAGUACAAAAGAGAGUCUCUGAAGGUUUUGGGGACGGUGGGAGAGCCGAUCAACCCCGAGGCCUGGCAGUGGUAUUACACGGUGGUGGGAGAGAAGAGGUGUCCGAUCGUCGACACCUUCUGGCAGACGGAAACCGGAGGACACGUGUUGACUCCUCUACCUGCAGCCACGCCCAUGAAACCAGGAUCUGCUACGUUCCCGUUCUUUGGAGUGGUACCCGCCAUCUUGAAUGAGUCGGGAGAGGAGCUGGAGGGGCCGAGCGAAGGAUACCUGGUGUUCAAGCAGCCGUGGCCCGGCGUGAUGAGGACGGUGUACGGUAACCAUCAGAGGUUUGAAACCGUCUACUUCAAGAAGUUCCCGGGAUACUACGUCACAGGAGACGGUUGCCGUAGAGACAAGGACGGCUACUAUUGGAUAACAGGGAGGAUAGACGACAUGUUGAAUGUUUCAGGUCACCUGUUGAGCACGGCGGAGGUGGAGUCGGCUCUGGGGGAGCACGAGGCCGUGGCCGAAGCCGCCGUGGUGGGACGACCUCAUCCCGUGAAAGGAGAGAGUCUGUACUGCUUUGUGACGCUCACAGACGGAGUGAAGUACAACCGCACGCUGGAGGCAGAACUCAAGAAACAAGUACGGGAGAAGAUCGGCGCCAUUGCAACACCAGACUUCAUCCAGGAAGCUCCGGGACUCCCCAAGACCCGAUCUGGUAAGAUCAUGCGAAGGUUGCUCCGUAAAAUCGCCUGUGACGAGCGAGACCUGGGCGACACCUCCACUCUGGCCGACUCCUCGGUGAUCGAGCAGCUCUUCCUGAACAGAUGCUGCACCGCCGUCUGACCGCCGCCUCUCA
Labrus mixtus (cuckoo wrasse) is the source of this 2732-nucleotide messenger RNA. Its product is annotated as acetyl-coenzyme A synthetase, cytoplasmic-like. Lineage: Eukaryota; Metazoa; Chordata; Actinopteri; Labriformes; Labridae. The transcript has 19 exons. The record is from RefSeq and is a predicted model, not a curated record. The coding region runs from base 620 to 2719 and encodes 699 amino acids. Gene Ontology annotation, cellular component: cytoplasm. Gene Ontology annotation, molecular function: acetyl-CoA synthetase activity. Gene Ontology annotation, biological process: acetyl-CoA biosynthetic process.